This is a messenger RNA of Humulus lupulus (European hop), 2147 nucleotides long. RefSeq names its product NAC domain-containing protein 30-like. The transcript has 4 exons. Bases 553 to 1620 code for a protein of 355 amino acids. NCBI's taxonomy places the organism in Eukaryota, Viridiplantae, Streptophyta, Magnoliopsida, Rosales, Cannabaceae. Gene Ontology annotation, molecular function: DNA binding. The record is from RefSeq and is a predicted model, not a curated record. Gene Ontology annotation, biological process: regulation of DNA-templated transcription.
CUAGUUAGGAAGGAGUGGAAAAAUGUAAAUUAGGACACAAAAUAUAUAGAAUAGAUAGAGCAGUGGAGAGAGAUGAAGGGGGGUGGCGUGAAAACUUGUUGUCACGCCGUCCAAACAAACCUUUGAACCCAAUCUGCCACCCCACGCGCAAUCACUAAGUACAACUCUCUCAUUCACUUUCUCUCUCUUCUUUUCUACUUGAUUUGUACAUAUAUAAAUACAUUUAUGAAACCUUCUUCUCUUAAGUCUUAGACAACAAUACAUCAACAAAACACGACAAACCAGUUCCUUUCUCUAUAGCUAAUAUACCUCCAUCCAUUUCUCUCCUUAUUUUUCGUUUUUGUUAAAACCUCUCUCUCUCUCUCUCUCUCUCUCUCUAAUAUUCCCUUGAUCUAGCUACUACUUUGAUCUCACUUAUAAUAACCUAGCUAUAUCCCUGUAUAUUGAGAUCACCGCGAUCGUUUAAUUUGGUCACCACUUGAUCGAGAAACUGAUCAUCGGAUCUCUGAAGACUGAAUUAUUCCUAGGAGAAUAUAAUCUUUAAAGCUAUAUAUGGAAAUGGAAUCUUGUGUCCCACCAGGUUUUAGGUUUCAUCCCACAGAAGAAGAACUUGUCGGUUACUACCUCAAAAGAAAGAUUAACGCGCUCAAAAUUGAUCUUGAUGUCAUUAUUGACAUUGAUCUCUACAAAAUUGAGCCAUGGGAUAUCCAAGCGAGAUGCAAUCUAGGGUACGAUGAACAAAAUGAAUGGUACUUCUUUAGUCACAAAGACAAGAAGUACCCUACUGGAACGAGGACUAACAGAGCAACGGCAGCUGGGUUUUGGAAGGCAACAGGAAGAGACAAAGCUGUGUUUUCAAAGAACAGAAUGAUUGGGAUGAGGAAGACCCUUGUCUUCUACAAGGGACGCGCUCCCAAUGGCCGCAAAUCUGACUGGAUCAUGCAUGAAUAUCGCCUCCAAACAUCUGAGCAUGCACCACCCCAGGCAAAAGGAUGGGUUGUAUGUCGAGCAUUCAGGAAGCCAAGUCCUAGUCAUCAUCAAAGGCAAGGUUGUGAAAUGUGGAACCAUGCUAAUUACUACGUAAGAGAAAAUAGCAACAACAUGAGGCAGCUUCCUUAUUGUUCUUCUGCGGAUUUUGUGGAAGAAAAACAUAAUAACAUGCAGGCUAAUCAUCCAAAUCUAGCCGCAACUGCUUUCCACAACUGCUUUCCUCCUUCAGCACAUGAAGAACUCGUAGUCUCCACUACUAAUCAUAGCCUUGUAGACCAUAUCCAACUCACUCAUGAGCUCCUCCCUCAGCUCGAUAGCCCCUCCAUCUCGGCAAAUUUGGCCACCAAUGAUCAGAGUUUCCAGCAUAACAGCACUACUAAUAUUCUCAACGAUCAUGACAACUAUGACAAUAACGAAAUAAGGAGCAACAUUAGUAGCACUAGUACUGGUACUAGUGCUAGUCAAUAUAUUGACUGGAAAAACUUGGACAGUUUUCUUUCAUCCCAACUGAGUACUGAUCCAAUUACAUCCUUUGUGGCUUCUGAUAAUUUGCCUCCUUUGGUCCCCCAAAAUUAUAGGCAAGAAAAUCUGAACCACCAUUAUUUUGGGUGUUUCCCUGAUCAGUUGUGACAAACUAAUAUACAUUGAUCAAGUAUAUAUAUAUACAUAUAUACGUAUUGAUCAAGUAUAUAUAUAUAUGUGUACGUACGUAUUAUGUCGACCAUUUAUGGUCACAUUUUGUUUGUGCAUGGGAUUAGAAGAAGGUGGACGAAGAAGAAAAAGAAAAAGAAAGAUAUAUAUAUAUAUAUAUCUAUAGCAUGCAUGCUGACAAUUAUAUCGAAUUUAUUACAAUAAAUAACACAGUCCAUGCCUAAAGACUAGUAGGAACAGGAUAUUAAGCUAUGCUUUAGAUUUGUUUUCUCCUUUACUUAAUCAAACAUUUAUAAUAAUAUAUAUAAUGUAUAUCACUGCUUCGCAUGCGCAUUCUUAAUUAGAGAAAAAGAAUGAUUGUAUUUGGAAAAAAAAAAGGCUCCUUAAAAAGUGAGUGAGUCACGUUUGAGAGUGCAAUUUAGAGAAAGUUUUUAAUUCAGUCUUUUACAUUCUUUAUAUACUUUUUUAUUUUCAAUGUAAAUGUAAUGUUGUGCUUCAGUACUACA